AUGGCUAACCGAUCGAACCCUAAAUCCGGCGACCCCCAGCUCCUUGAAGGCCGAACAGGGGAGUACGCGGAGGCAACUGCAGACGCUUUCCUGGACGAUUGGCUCAAGACCGACGCUGACCGUGCGCGAGAUGCCGCCGCCGCCGCCGCCGCCGCCGCUGCUGCGGCGGGCGGGCAAAUGCUUUCGCCGCACGACAACAUCCCUCCCACCGAUCGUACAUUAGGUGCUGCGUCGACGGGUGCAGACGCUACGCGGCAAGGCGGGGUAGGUCGUCGCUUGUCAGCGACCCGCAACGGUUCAACUGCCCACGAGGACCACAAAAACAAGAGGCGCUCGAGUCAUGACCGCGGCCAUGGGAACGGACACUACACUCGACGGCGAAGCAGUGGAGGCAGGAAGAUCCACAUGAAGGGGCGCACACCGCGCGAUUCUGCCGGGACUUCGAGCGCGGGCAGCAGCGAUUCUGAAGGAGGCCCAUCCAACGACCACGUGGCGGUACACGGGUUUUUGCGCGGGAGGCCUAGUGGUGUUGUUGGUGGGCAGCGUCGCCGAAACGCCGCCGUGGGGCCGAUCUCCUCCCCAAACGGCACUGCUCCCGCCGCUCCCGCUGACAGCCAGCCGUCAGCAGCGGAGCAUCACCACCAUCGCAAUCGUGCGGGCAAACAUCGUGCGCCUAGCGAGCCGCUCGCUGGCGAACACCACAGGGAAAAAAGCGGAGAAGGCGGUUCGGACGGGAGACCAGCAGCACAACAACCUGAAUCGAUACCCCUCGGUCAAGUGGGACGAGAAGACGAGGAGCACGAAAGUUCGAGGGGGGCCAAAGACGACAGCGCACAACUUCGCGCUACAGUGGAGCGACUGGAACGCGAGCUAAGUUCCAUGAAGGCCGGUACAAGGACGGGUGCGGGGGGCGUGGUGGGGGCUCAGGGUGAAGUCUUCGGAUUGGCUGGAGGCAACGGGGGGGUUAGGUGGGGCCCGCCAACGGAUCCAACGGCGGGCGCUCCAUGGAUGGCAGGCGGGAUGGCAGAAAACGCCCGUAUGAUGGCCGAAAUCCACGUUCUGUCCAACGGUGGCGCGGGCGGCGGUGGGCAGCAGUUCGGCCUCACGGGCCUAGGGGGUGACGCCAACAUGGGGCUGUCAACGAUGUUCCCUGGAGCAGCAGGUACGACGACAGGGAAAGGGAUGGCGGCGGCGGGGUACCUCGGCCCCGGCUUGCACGGAAACGGACGAGGUCCGCAGGUGGACGGGAGCGGAGAGCAAGGGGAGGGGGGCGGCGGUAGCGCGAUCACCGCAGCUCGCAAGCGGAGUCGCGUGAACGGAGAAAAUCAACGGGUUGGGCCAGAAUGGGACGAGGAGCUUCAGGGGGCGGGCGGGGAGCCUCUUUCUCCUCGAAACAAGGAAUACCGCCGGAAGAUGAUAGAAAUGGACGCGGAACACAAGGAAGCGGUUAAGCGGCUGGAGUUCGAAAUGCAGAGGCUGGAACUGGAGCAGCAGCUAGAGGACAUGCGCGAAAGGAUGGCGAGGGAAAAGAAGACUCGCCAGCAGGACGUCGCCCACGAGCAGUGGGUCACGGAACAGAAGCGGAACCUGCAGGCGAUCAAGAUACAAAAGACUCUGGCGAAAGAGCGACAGCUGAUAGAGGUGCAGCAGACGCUCACCGACGCCCGCGGAGGCGGGGCCGGCAACAGUGUCCUUUGCGGGGGCCGCCUCGCCGGAGGGGGAUUCAGCGAAGUGGCGGCAGCGCUGCAUGCCGCGGGUGGUUGGAGACCGGGGGUCGGGGGCAUCGUGGAGAGACCGUACAACAAGGACCAGGGGUUCUGUGUGUUCUGGGACUAUUUGACGGGGUUGCCAAAGAGGAGCGGGAGCAAGGUCAUCGGGAAGGUUCGACUGGCGUUUGGGCUGUACAUUGGAAAGCGGCUUCACGGCAAGAUGCACUCGACACCGUGGACGGACAUAGAGCCGCGCACGGUCAAGAACGGCAACACCGGAAAAGCGGAAACCUUCUCGAAACUUGAAACUCGCAGCACGUUCCCAGGGAUCCCCGUCCACCUGCAGACUAAGCUAGUGGUGGAACUGCAGUUCAAAGACGAGGCAGGGGUGCAGAGGAAGGGAGGGAAGGGGAACCUCGGGUGGGGUUGUGUUUACGUGUUCAAGCCCGAGAAAGGUAGUCCCCAUCGCCUGACGCUCCGGGCUGGUCUAACGAGACUCACCCUGUUCCCGGGGAGCGUGGAUCUGCGCAUCGCGAACGUUAACGACGACAAGUCGGCCGUAUCGCGAUCGACCCCAACAGCAGCGUUCGUCAGGUUAGUGCAUGGGAUGGACAUGAACCCGGCGGCGGCAUUCGUCGUAGACCCGGACACGCAGCACCUCUACGCAGCGUACGGCAGAGGAAACAUUUCACAGAUGGAGCGGCAGAAAUUUAUGGCAGGUGCUUGCGCGGGGCAACAAGGCCCACCGAGAGGAUCGUGCCUGAAACGGACUUCGUUCAAGCCCCCCAGAGCUGGUAAAUUCUCGUCGGAGACCACAUCCGAACCUCAAGCAGCCGGCGGCGCAGGGGACGGGGAAGUAGCCAAGCAACCGAAAACCGACAAGCAGCAGGCGCCGGAGCCGAACGAAAAACGGUCGGAGAGCCCAAAGAGCGAGGAAAGAGAUUCCGUUGAGGAGGAAGAUUCGGAAGAAGAUUCUGGAAGUGCGGAGGGCAGCGGAAGUGAGACGAAGGAGCGGCGGCGAAGCAGCCUGUCGGCUCUACAAGACAGUUUAUGGCCGUUUUGUGCAACACGUUCCGCCGGGGUUGCCCGGAAACACACCCUCCCCCGCGUGUGUAACCAGGUAAGCAGACAGCCGUUCCUAAAGGGUGACGGCUUCGACAUAUAUAUUGACCGGGCCUGCGGCAUGCCGUACUCUUGCACCAUCUCGAAAGUCGUGGUCAGGGUCAUCGGGGACGUGGGAAACGAGGGACAUUGUUCCGCCAUCAGCAAGGGUGAUAGCCCCAGCAACAACCCUGUCUUUGGGUUGCGACAAGAGUAUCGCACCGGCCCAGAAAGCCGGGUACACGGCCGCCCGCCGUUUAUCUGCACUGGCUACAUAGAGCCAUUGACACACCACAUCGCUUGCGGAGUACGGCUAUUGUGUACACAUCUAGCAAUUCAAGUAAUGCAUGCUGUGAGCGGAUCGAUAACCUCAACUCUCAACUGCUUUGCGUUCCCUGCGCCUCUCCAGCGGAUGGACAUGACCAGCACGGUCAUGAUCCGGGUCGAAACCCUCGACCGCUUUUCCUCCGAGCAUCGAGCCGUGGGGUACGCUCUCCUGGCGAUAUUCAUGGACCCAUCUGGAAAUCAGCCGACCAAUGCCAGUGCUGACGGAGCCUUCUUGCGGGAGGGGAACUAUCAGUUCGCCCCGGGCGUGUACGACAAUUCGGACCUCCAACUGACGGAUUUGGAGAGGCAGAUACUGGACGUGAGGUCGAAAGACACGUACGAAGAGACAGUGAAGGAGGCAGUAAAGCUGAUCAACUCGCCUGACGAAUUUGGCAUUGAAGAGACGAGACCGAUUCCCAUGGAGCGAGUGCGUUUCAGCCGGAACGACAGAGACGGCUAG
Molecule: messenger RNA, 3597 nt
Organism: Ectocarpus sp. CCAP 1310/34
Lineage: Eukaryota; Phaeophyceae; Ectocarpales; Ectocarpaceae
Source: the annotation of a GenBank genome assembly